Molecule: messenger RNA, 2421 nt
Organism: Rhipicephalus sanguineus (brown dog tick)
Lineage: Eukaryota; Metazoa; Arthropoda; Arachnida; Ixodida; Ixodidae
Product: protein lifeguard 1
Exons: 4
Coding region: 188-739 (183 amino acids)
Source: RefSeq, a predicted model, not a curated record
GGCAACUUGAUGCAACCUCGCAUUGUGACGUCACUAAAUGGGCGGUCACCAUCAUCAUGGGUGGUUGCGUUAUGCAGUCAGCGCAGUGAUCUUCAGCCUCUUGGGCUUUAGGAUCCAAGGUCUUGUUUACUAAAGAGCGUGUUGUUCAGCAUCGGGCUCAAUCCUGGAGCCGUCACACCCCGAAAAAAUGUCUGCACCCCAAGUCCCUUACCCCCACCAGGCCCCCUACCCUCCCCAGCAGCCUUCAUUUCCCCAGAUGCCCUAUGAUCCCCCACCACCGUACAACCCGCACGCGGGCAAUGACGGAUACCCACAGCCGGGAUGGAUUACGACGCCACAGGCACCGCAGCAGCCCCCACCUCAACCGCAGCAGCCACAGGCUACCGUCUUCAACCCAGCAGCUCAGGGUUACGUAAAGCAAGGGUCGACCUACGUGCCCACUGGUCAGCCUGGCGUCGUGCCACCAGCAGGGUACUACCCACCGGGGGGUCAGCCAGCGGCCCCCGGCGGCUACUACAAUGGCACCACGCAGCAGCCCAUGCCAGGUGGCUACUACCCCGGACAACCUGCGCCACCUCCGGGUGCUAAUCAGGGAUACUAUGGUGCAACGGGUUACCCCGGGGGCAACACAGUCGUCGUCCGUGAACAGACCCAGGAGACAAGCCGCAUGGACGACUUGGCAAAGUGCUGCCUCGGCACCUGCUGCCUGACGUGGUUCUGCUGUUGGCUGACGGACUAGUCCGCGAGUCGGUGCCCACGACUCUCGGGUCCAACCGAGUCCGCUGCGGCAAACGUGCCAUCCAUGCAUGCCAUCACCACCACCACCACCACCAACACCAACCAUAUUAAUGGCCGCCGUCUCUCCAAGUGCGCCCACAUCCACCGCCCAGAUUGUCUCGUUUUUCUUCGUCAACUGCUACAAAUUCCUCUCCCGUAACAGCAGGCAUUAGCCAAAAAAGUACCUGCCGCGCUUGACCGACGAGAGCUAUAUAUUUGGUUGUAUUAUAUGAUCCACGAGCGGUCUUUCGGAGUUGUACUCUAGGUAGGCACCAUGAUAACAUGUAUAUGUACACGACAGAGCUUUGUUUAUAUAUUUUGUUAUAUCUCUAUACACUUUUAGACUUCUGUCCCCAGCCCCUCCCCAUUUCGCAAAGUCGGAAUUUAUUUAGAUAUCUGGGGUCCCAUAAAUUGAUGAAUGGCACAAAAAGGUGUUCGUUUAAUUUUUUUUAUAGUCGUUAAGUUCAGUAUUAUUAAUAUUCCUUUAAGUGGAGAGGCAGUUAUGUAUUUGCACGUUGUGUUCAGGGUUGUCAGCAUGCUGGCGUGAAUGAAUUUAUACGCCAGAUUCAUUUUGGUGACCGAUACUAAUGUGUAACCUGUAACAAGGUGCCAUUGAGUGGUUAUCUAGUAGUUUUGUAGGAAUAGGUGUUGAGAAAUUUGACAAAAUUACGAUAGGGUUCGUUUCUGUUCAUACUCCUUGCAUUGUGCAUAAAGGUGUUAAAAUGUUUGCUUAAUGGUAUUGAAGCAUCAUUUACGAAGAUUGUUUUCUUAGUAUUUUGGCAAUGAUGUUUGGUUGCCCCCACCCCCACCUUCUUACAUGUUGGACUCGAAGGCGACUAACUCGGUUUUUGUUGAUAUUUGUAAGAUUCUACGAUCUAUGUGAUACAAACCUCUAUACAGGAAAAAAAAAAUCCCAUUCCGUCAUGCAUGCAGUGCAGGUGUCCUGUAGUAGACCAAACCCGUCUUGUAGACCAUUCCUUGCCUGCGACACUUUGCUAGCAAGUGUGUUAAAAAGCGCUUGAGUAGGUAUAUCAUACACAUGCUGUUGGUGUAGGACGUGUUCCAAGAUAGCUGAGUUCGCGUUUUAUCUACUGUGCCCAUCAAGGCAUGGUGUAGACUGUUUUGGAGUGGCAGAUUGUAUGAAUCUCUUCCGAAAGAGCAAUGAAGAAAAGACUCCAAAUAGCAUAACGUGGUGGGCCACUGUUGGAGCAAUGCCGUUGAUGAAGAGUUGAUAAAACCUAUAUGUAUGGUUUUACCAUAUAUAUAGGUUACCUUAUAUAUCAGUAUAGGCAAUAUUGUGCCAAUAUCGGUCCAGUUCAUUGUGCUGUUUGGAUUAGUACAGAAGGAAUGGUUUUUUGGCAGUGUUGAGUCUGUCCCGAGCUGGAAAGUGUUAAUGUUUAUUCACUCGUUGAGGGUUGUUUGCAGGAUUGUUGUUUCUCCGUUGUUUCCUGUCAGAAGCUACUAUAAGCACUCUGUCGUGAAAUAAACAACAAAGAGGAAGUCAAUGUACGAUUGUUGUUGGCUUCAAGGAUUGUAGUUUAUGUGGAUUAUAACGAUUUUGCUACUGAGCUGUAGUUUUCUCUCUCUGGGCUCACAAAUGUAGAUCUGUUAACUUAAUAAACACACGUGGCGUGUUUGCGAGAU